Messenger RNA from Cyphellophora europaea CBS 101466, 999 nucleotides. RefSeq lists its product as uncharacterized. Gene Ontology annotation, cellular component: mitochondrion; mitochondrial inner membrane. The transcript has a single exon. Gene Ontology annotation, biological process: glycine import into mitochondrion. The record is from RefSeq and is a predicted model, not a curated record. Gene Ontology annotation, molecular function: glycine transmembrane transporter activity. NCBI's taxonomy places the organism in Eukaryota, Fungi, Ascomycota, Eurotiomycetes, Chaetothyriales, Cyphellophoraceae. The coding region runs from base 1 to 999 and encodes 332 amino acids.
AUGUCCAAUGGCGUCUCCUCCAGCGCGGUCUCAAAAUCUACGAAGAAAGCCCACCCUACCUUCCAUUUCGUUGCUGGACUCGCUUCCGGCGUUUCUUCCGCUGUUCUAUUACAGCCAGCCGACCUUCUGAAGACCCGUGUCCAACAGUCCCGCAGCUCAUCCCUCCUUCCUGUCCUACGAUCCAUCCUCGCUGGUCCACAUCCCAUUACUUCUUUAUGGCGAGGCACUGUCCCGUCUGCCUUGCGCACAGGAUUCGGCUCCGCCUUGUACUUUACUAGCCUACACACGCUCCGGCAGUUAGUCGCGAAUAAUGCCGAAAGAACUACACCCAACACACCAGUGAUUGGUAGCAGCGUGCUGCCAAAGCUCUCUUCCACACAAAACCUGCUCACAGGCGCCUCUGCCCGUGUGUUCGCAGGCAUGAUCCUAAUGCCAGUCACCGUUAUCAAAGUCCGGUAUGAAUCCGAUCUGUACAACUACAAAUCUUUAUUUUCGGCUUCCUCCUCCAUAUACCGCAGCGAGGGGCUUCGCGGCUUCUUCUCCGGUUUUGGCGCAACAGCGGUGCGAGAUGCGCCGUAUGCGGGCCUCUAUGUAGUCUUUUACGAAGCCUCGAAGAACUACCUGGCCGGAUGGUCGACCCGCAACUCGGGAGACACUGGAGCGGAACCUAGCCUCAGCUCCCCCUCGAUGUCCAACCCCGCCAUCAACGCAGCAUCUGGUGUUUUCGCCGGCGUGACAGCAACGACACUGACUAAUCCAUUCGACGCUGUCAAGACGCGCCUACAGCUUCUUCCACAGAAGUACGGCAACAUGCUCCAGGCGACGAAGCUCAUGCUCAAAGAAGAUGGCAUCAAGAGUUUCUUCGACGGUCUUGGCCUCAGGAUGGGCCGCAAAGCCGUCAGCAGCGCGCUAGCAUGGACCGUCUACGAAGAGCUGAUCGGCCAAGCCGAAAAAUGGGUGGUCCGGAAGGAAGAAGAGGCGAAGGCUGCGGCACUAUAG